This is a messenger RNA of Symbiodinium pilosum, 250 nucleotides long. NCBI's taxonomy places the organism in Eukaryota, Dinophyceae, Suessiales, Symbiodiniaceae. The record is from the annotation of a GenBank genome assembly.
GAAAGCGACCUCAAUGAAACGUAUUCAUUCGAAUUUUCCAGCAGCACGUCCUGGUCGUGUGUGCGCAAAAAUGGAGCGGAAGCAAAGAAGUUCCGCCUCACCUUUGAUGCCGCCAAUUGCAGGCUCUGGUGGGGAGAGUCCUACUUUAUGGAUCCAUCCGAUGUUGUCCAACAACCGGAGCGAGUUCAAUGGUACCGUGCUUCGGACCGGACCAAGAAACGAGCAGCUUUUCUAUGGAAAAGGCAGAUGA